Colletotrichum gloeosporioides is the source of this 2124-nucleotide messenger RNA. RefSeq lists its product as uncharacterized. The transcript is spliced from 8 exons. The record is from RefSeq and is a predicted model, not a curated record. NCBI's taxonomy places the organism in Eukaryota, Fungi, Ascomycota, Sordariomycetes, Glomerellales, Glomerellaceae. Gene Ontology annotation, cellular component: kinetochore; nuclear body; cytosol. Bases 1 to 2124 code for a protein of 707 amino acids.
AUGGCUUCACCCACAGACGACAUGUCUGUAGAUGGAGACAACGACAUAAACCAGCUUGUAGAGGACAUCGUUGAGGCUUCCAAGUUACCGGCCAAGAAGCGAGCUACAGCCAUUAGACCUACCGUGGACAAGGUAGCUUCAUCGGCAUAUGAAAACGGCCUGUUGCCUGAGCCGCUCAAUGAGCUCAUAGAUCUUCUCACGAGACCAAGCUAUCUGGACCAAGGGAGCCUCAACGCCUUGCUGAAGAGUCUCUACCCUGCGACCAAGCUAUCAAACGAUGUUGUUUGGAGGGUAGUGGGUUGCCUGGGACACGGAGAGCUCAAGCCUUCGCUGAACUUGCAGUCGAAUCUGCUCAAGUGGCUGAUUAUGGCGUAUCAUGUUAUUGAGAAUCCAGCAGUAUUAUCCCAAGCAUAUGCUGUUCUUUUCAACCUCCUCGACACAGCUGCCAUCAGGCCACAGCUCUGUCAUCUUCUUGCUCUCAUAACACGGAGAAAGCACGUUCGACCUUUCAGGAUACAACUCGUCCUAAACCUAUCUCGAAAUACCGGCAGCGACCCAGCUCUGACUGGUCUCCUUCGGGUAUACAAGGACUACUAUCCCGAAAUCAUUGUCAGCGAUGCUCUCAGGGGCAGGGCGUCAGCGUUCAAGCAUCCCGACAUGGAAUGGAGAGAAAGAUUGGAUCAGAUUCAGAGGGACCAUUCCCAACGAACUGCCGAUAUCACCGGCCAGCCUCGAAACGGCUUUAGCGUCAAUCACUCUGCUUUGAGAGCUCGCGGUAGAAAGGGGACGCAUCUCCCCUCAGUUCAUACCUCGGCCGCUACAGAGAACUCCGUCACACUGGAAGAGAUCGACAGUGCCGACCGGCUCGCCCAAAAUAUUGAGAAAAUCGAGCUUCCCAACCAGCUGGCAGCAGUCUUGGCAGACCCCUUGCUUCAGAAGUUCAUCGCUUUGAAGAAAGAUGAUGCCGCCUCGAGGCGCGUGAUCCAUUGGGUGGAUGCUAUCCUCGAGGACGUACUGAAUGGGAAUGCCGACGACAAGCUCUUCAACGAGACGAUGGAGAUCUUGGAAGACUAUGUCACUCGGGUGAAGGAAACCCCUGCCGUCGUCUUGAACUUCCUCGCCAAGCUCUUCACAACCUGGAAUGGGGUAGAUGCACGAGGCCCCAUUCUCAACAUACUCUCCUACGCGCCACUUGCUUCCUUCGAAGAACUUCACAAAUUCCUUUUCCAGCCGCUAGAAAGAUGUCUACCACCAACACCAAAUUCACAGCUUUCUCUUCUAAAACUCUACCAAAACCUCAUUCGCCGCUGGACUUUCGUCCUCCGCUCCCUCGAUCCGAUCCCCCCUGAAGCUCCAGUCAGCGCCUUCUACGAUGUGAUGGAGCAUGCAGGCAUCAUCGCUCUGAACCUGGUGCAAGCGACACCAAGCGUUGCGGUCCAUGGUGCUGUGUUGGACCUCUACGAGCAGGCGGCGACCAGCAUCUCCGAUCCAACUCUCCAACCCCUCCUCCGCAUCGCCAACCCGCCCGCGCAGCUCAUAUACCUCCUCUUCUUCAGCCACUCGCUGUCUAACGUGUCUCGUUUAUGCGCCGUCCUCGCAGUCUACAAGAAGGGUUUUGAGACCGCCAUGUCGCGCCGCCAGCCGACCACGUAUCAGCCCAGCUACGUCAAUCACUUCAAUGGCUUCCUCAUGGACGUCUGUAACUGUCUUUGGCGCGGCAAGGCCUUCAAUGAUGCGGACAAGAAUGCUCUCGGCUGCCUAAGCGCCCGUCCCGUCACCUUACGUUUGCAGCGCUACGUUGAGGAUCUAGGGAUGGACCUCGCGCUGCCGACGCUCUUCGGCUUCUCCUACUCGCCCGUGCUGAGUCUGCAAGCUAUCGACUGCAUCCGCGAACGGGAGGAUAGGGCGCUGGCGGAGGAUGAAGACGCCAUUGCCACUAGGCAUGGUGGCCCUGUCACGGCCAACAGUCUGGCAAGGUUGGCUGAAGCCCGCGGCAUCCGCGUGACGUGGUCCGAGUAUAGAAUACAAGUGCUGCACGCGCUGGAGGGCAAGGGCUUGGGCGGCAUCCCGGCGCUGAUGAGGAACACCAUGAAGGUUCUUAUGGGCUCUCAGCCACCGAAGUGA